CUUCUCAAUGAUGUCAUACCAUAGUCACUUGGGUAAGGAUUGCUCACUUCCCCAAAUUAGACCGAAAAGUCUGCUUUAACUUUUCAAUGGGUUUUUUUUCAAUCCGAUUUUUCGAAAUAUACGACAAUAAUAAAAAUUAUAGAUCAUUGUACUUUUUCAACUUUCCACUUGGUAAAUUCAUGGAAAAGUGGCGACAGCAUUCAGGGUGAAAGAAAUGAAAUGUAACCGAAACAUUUUUUGUUUCUUUACAAUUUCACGGUUCAUGGUUCCGUAUUUUGUGGGCCAAAGAUAAAAAAUCCCGAUUUUCGAAAUAAAACAUUUUUCUGUGCGCUUUCAGUUUCGUGUUCUGUAUUAUCUGGAGCACACUGCGUUUCGUUUUAUUCAAGAGGCCGCUUCCAACACGAGCUAAUCAGGUAGCAGAAUGGACGAGACAAAGCCACUUCGUAACAGCGGUUCAGGAACCACAAGCAACACCAGGCUGUUCCUGGCAGUAUUUUCCGCUGUUCUAGGGAACUUCAAUUUUGGAUUUUCUAUGGUGUACCCUUCCCCAGUGAUACCCCAGCUUCAAGUCAUUGAUAACCCCAGUCUGAGGAUGAACACACAUCAGGUGGCUUGGUUUGGGUCAAUCUUCACGCUGGGCGCUGUGGCGGGGGGCCUGGGGACCAUGUUGCUGAACGACAGGCUCGGCAGGAAGCUCAGCAUCAUGCUGUCUGCUGUGCCUUCCACUGCGGGGUAUCUGCUGAUAGGCGGGGCUCAGGUGGUGUGGAUGCUGCACCUGGGCCGAUUCCUGACUGGGAUUGCGGGAGGCAUGACUGCUGCCUCCAUUCCUGUAUAUGUGUCAGAGAUCUCCCAUCCAGCAGUCAGGGGAAUCCUGGGAUCCUGUCCCCAGAUCACUGCUGUGUGUGGAUCCCUUGCUCUCUAUGCUCUUGGUCUGGUGUUGCCAUGGCGAUGGCUAGCAGUCGCUGGAGAGGUUCCCAGUCUCAUCAUGCUGGUGCUGCUUUGCUUCAUGCCAAAGUCACCGCGGUAUCUCAUUGCCCAAGGGAGAGAUGCUGAUGCCCACCAAGCAUUAGGCUGGCUCCGGGGCCCAAGCUCUGACAUCACUGCUGAGUUCAACAAAAUCCAAAGGAGCAUCGCUUCACAGAGAAAGAUAAGAUGGGCGGAGCUGGCCACACCAUUCUACUAUAAGCCAAUCCAGAUUGCCGUGGUGAUGCGGUUCCUGCAGCAGAUGACUGGAAUAACUCCCAUCCUUGUGUACUUGGAGCCCAUCUUUCACCUGACCAGAGUCUCACUGGAGCCAAAGUAUGAUGCAGCCCUGGUGGGCUCGGUACGGCUGCUGUCUAUUGUGAUCGCGGCCAGUUUAAUGGACAAGGCUGGCAGGAAGGCCCUCCUCUUCUCAUCAGGAUUCCUGAUGUUCCUUUCCACCCUUAGCAUGAGCAUAUACUCUCACACCACGCCAUGCCCUGCCCUCAAUGUCACCACCCUCCCCUUACAGACCACACCCUUUGACCCCUCUAGCCUCAUCCCGUUGAUCAGCACCAUGAUCAUUAUAUUUGGUGACCAACCUAGAAUGGUAUGGGUGAAGCAUGGAGCCACUGAUGCAUGCUAUGCCAUGGGAUGGGGCCCAAUCACUUGGCUGCUGAUGUCAGAGGUCUUGCCACUGGGGGCCAGGGGUGUGGCCUCUGGUCUGUGUGUUGGUGUCAGCUGGCUCACUGCCUUUGUACUGACUCAGGUCUUUAUGCAUGUGGUGGAAGCAUGGGGACUGUUUGUUCCCUUUCUGUUCUUCUCUGUGGUCUGUGUGGUCAACAUCAUGUUCACAGCUGUGUGUGUACCUGAGACACGUGGACGCUCCCUGGAGGAGAUAGAGAACUAUUUCCGCACUGGUCGCGCCUUCACCAUUAGGGACAUCUGACAGCUAGUCCAGAAAAUAUAGAACACCCAUUUACAUCCCAAGCUUUUUGCUGCUGUGACGGAUGGCAUUAAUGUGUUCUCUCUUGGGAACCUGAAGAUACAACAACUAGAAAUGCUGUGUGAUGUAUUGAAUGUUUGUCCCACAUGCAUCUUUGGUUGAUGAAAAGUUUUUUUUGGGAAAACUUGCCUUUUACAUUAAUUGUAUUUCCAGUUAAUUAAAAUAGAUACAUGAAUAAAUAUCAGAUUGUUAUGACACAAAAUCCACCUACAUUACAAUAACCAGUUGUAUGUACCACAAAGCCACUUCAAAGUAAUAAGAUUUUCAUUAAAAUAAAUGUCACUAUCUAUCCCUGAAUUAGGUAACACAAUGGUGAUUGAGCCUUGUUAUUACCCCAUGGGUCUAGGGGUGCAUGGGGUCUGUAACUGGAUGUUAAGAAUGCCGGGAGAUGUUAAUGCUGUAUAAAUGACGGUAACAACAAUAAAUCAAACACAGACAAAAGCAGCAA
Molecule: messenger RNA, 2414 nt
Organism: Anguilla anguilla (European eel)
Lineage: Eukaryota; Metazoa; Chordata; Actinopteri; Anguilliformes; Anguillidae
Product: solute carrier family 2, facilitated glucose transporter member 6-like
Exons: 11
Coding region: 422-1909 (495 amino acids)
Biological process (GO): transmembrane transport
Cellular component (GO): membrane
Molecular function (GO): transmembrane transporter activity
Source: RefSeq, a predicted model, not a curated record